CUGUGCAUUUGGUUUAAACCUUAUUCCUGAGCCUAUCCUUUCGAAAUUUUAUGUUCUUAAUUUUAAAAAUUCCGUUUUAAGAUAUGGCGACGAUGGGACGUCAUCUCUCACGAUCUCUCGUGUACCAGCUAAAGCAGCCCAGAUGGAACCGAUUGUUUUUAAAGUCACAUACUAAUUUGCAUUCCGUAUCCGUUUACCUCGGUCACCCACGAGUGCUUAGCAGCAAAUCCAAUGAAAACGAUGGAUGUGGUUACCGAAAGAAGCAAAAGAAGUCAAAUUGCAUAUCCUAUAAAAAGAAUCCCUGUAUCGAAGGAGAUAAGCCGCCCGAAAUGAAAAUUCCCCAACCAGCUGAUUGCCAGCUAAGGAUUCAAAAGCGAAGAAAAUUCAUGGAGGAGAAGAAGUGUAAGGAUCUGUCAAAAGAGGCUGAUUCCAAGUGCGAUGGUGGUCCAUGUUCGACUUACUCAAGAGCAGUUUUGAUCAAGGGAAGACGUAGAGUCCGGAUAUCUAUGUUCUGGGACAAAGUCAACGGAUGUCUGUUGUACCUUUCGCAGCUAAAACCAUCUGGAUCGGUCAUUUCUCCGGAUCCCAUAUACCUUAAUCACCAACGAUCUUUUUCCAAAAAGGUCAAAGAGGAUGAAUGUCAAAGCAAAAAGAGCGAAGAGGAUGAAUGUCAUGACAAAAAGGGCGAGGACGAGGACUGUGUUUUUGAGCCCUUGCCAAAACCAGAUCCUCCCAAAUGCUCAAGGAUAUGCAGGAAACGAAAGCACUUACUCGAACAGAAAAAAAAGGCAGCAGAAGCUGAAGGUCAGGCCGUUGUGCAAACGGAAUCAUCUGUUCCAAAUCUCGACGAAGUCGUUGAGGAGUUAAAGCACAGUUGCAUGUUAGCCUCUCAGAAGAAGGACUGCGAGCAAAAGCAAUACAAGGCCCUCUGCGAGGAAUUGAGGUCCUCAAAACAACAGAAUGAUCCCAAAUCCAUAGAUAGUCUAUUGAAUUGCAUGCUGGCUGGAAUAAGGAAAGCCUGCGCCGUUCACGCCCAGGAUAUGGUUUGCAAACAAAAGUACGCCAAGGAAAUCGCCGCUGCAGAGGCUGCCAAGAAGCAAAAGGAGAAAAAAGAGGGAAAGCCAAUGGAUUGUGAGAAGGUCGAAGAAGAAGUCGCAAACGGUAAAAUGAGUAAGGCCGAGAAGAAAAAGGCCCAAGAAGAAGCCGAGCUCAAGCGAAUACUUCAAGAAAUAAAAGCCAAGUGCAAAAAGCAGCGCGAGGAAGCCGAGCUUCAGAAGAAACGUGAAGAAGAAGAAAGCAUAAAGAAAUGUCAAGAAGCCGAGCGUAAGAAAAAAUGUGAAGAAGCAGCGGCCAAGAAGAAAUGCGAAGAAGCAGCCGCCAUCAAGAAAUGCGAAGAAGCCGAGCGUAAGAAGAAAUGUGAAGAGGCCGAGCGUAAAAAGAAAUGUGAAGAGGCCGAGCGUAAAAAGAAAUGUGAAGAGGCCGAGCGUAAAAAGAAAUGUGAGGAAGCAGCGGCCAAGAAGAAAUGUGAAGAAGCUGCGGCAAAAAAGAAAUGUGAAGGGGCAGCGGCCAAGAAGAAAUGUGAAGAGGCAGCGGCAAAGAAGAAAUGUGAUAAAGCAGCGCCCAAGAAUAAAUGCGAAGAAGCAGCGGCCCAGAAGAAAUGUGAAGAAGCUGCGGCAAAAAAGAAAUGUGAAGAAGCAGUAGCCAAAAAGAAAUGUGAAGAAGCGGCGGCCAAGAAGAAAUGUGAAGAAGCAGCGGCCAAGAAGAAAUGUGAAGAAGCAGCGGCAAAUAAGAAAUGCGAAGAAGCAGCAGCCAAGAAGAAAUGUGAAGAGGCAGCGGCCAAGAAGAAAUGUGAAGAAGCUAAAAUAAAGAAGAAAUGCCAAGAAGCCGCACAAAAGAAAAAGUGUGAAGAAGCUAACAAGAAAAAGAAAUGUGAAGAAGCCGAGAAAAAGAAAAAAUGUGAAGAGGCUGAGAUAAAGAAAAAAUGUGUGGAAGCCGAAGAAAAGAAAAAAUGUGAGGAAGCCGAAAAAAAGAAAAAAUGUGAUGAAGCCGAGAAAAAGAAAAAAUGUGAAGUGGCCGAGUUUAAGCAAAAAUGUGCUGAUCUGAGUAAAAAAAAUAAGGAUGGCAAUUGCGAGGCAAAUGACGACAAAUAGGGGAAAAUUCCUGGUAAAUCCUUUCAAAAAGUGAAAGCUUACGAAGAUGUGAGAGAUGGUGUCCCAGGAUGAAGGCGUGUUCAUGGCUUUGUUCUAAUUUUAUUAUUUACUACACCAGAAUAUAUAAAGUUCCAUACGAAAACUAAACAAGUAAUCUAAAAGUGCGGGAAACAGUGAAACAAAAAAGCAUCAAGAACUCGCCAUACUAAAAUAAAAUCAAAAACGUA
Drosophila rhopaloa is the source of this 2377-nucleotide messenger RNA. RefSeq names its product axoneme-associated protein mst101(2). The record is from RefSeq and is a predicted model, not a curated record. Lineage: Eukaryota; Metazoa; Arthropoda; Insecta; Diptera; Drosophilidae. The transcript has a single exon. The coding region runs from base 84 to 2150 and encodes 688 amino acids.